UGUUGUUGACAUGUCCAACGUUUUGACGUGUAUGAUCAGCUGUCAAAGAACCUGCAGAGAACUUCUUGUUUUACAUUUAGCUAAUAAUGAGAAGGAAAAAACAGUGAAUGUUCAGUGAAUAUUAUAUUUGAACAUACGUGUCUUUAUAUGUUAACGGAAGGAACAAUUAUAAAUAACAAAAAUGGUGUUAAUGACAAUGAUCGCCAGGGUUGUCGACGGCCUGCCUCUGGCCGCUACCAUGCAGGAGGACGAGCAGAGCGGGUGCAAUGUUCUCGAGUACCAGAAUCAGGCUAAAAUGCUGUUUAGAAAACUAGGUCCACAGUCGCCGAUGCGAUGCUCCAUCGAAACUGGACCUUAUCUCUUCCACUAUUUGAUUGAAAACGAUAUUUGUUACUUGGUGCUUUGUGAGAGGAACUACAGCAAAAGACUUGCAUUUGCAUACUUAGAAGAAAUUGCACAAGAAUUCUUUCAACAGUACGGAAAAAGGGUGAAUACGGUAACUCGUCCGUACACAUUCAUCGAAUUCGACACGUGGAUGCAGCGCACACGGCGGCAGUACGCCGAGGGCGGCGCACGCGCUCGACGCGCCGGCGCCGCCGCGCAGCUCGGCGGACAACUCGGCGACGUGCAGCGCAUCAUGAUGCAAAACAUUGACGAUGUACUGCAGAGAGGAGCUAUUCUUUCAGAGCUGGAUACAAAGACACAGAACUUGUCUAUGAUGUCUCAGAAGUACAAGAAGGAUGCGACGUACCUCAACACCAAGUCGAUGCUGGUAAAGGCGACGGCCGGCGCAGUCAUUCUCCUCGUCUUUGUCCUUUACUUCUGGGUACUCUAGUUGCUAAGAUAUUGUGAUAUCGGUGAUCCAAAAUGUAGAUUUCGCGUCUUCUCAUGAGACAAUGGCGUUUUUGGCAGUACUUUUAUUAGAAAAUUUAAAAAUAGAAUGACAUGUAGAGUUGCUGUUGAACUUAUACCAUUGUCAAAAACGUCAUUUUUCUUAAAGCCUUCGUUCGGACGAAUUACACGCGAAAACUUGUAGACAAUGAAAACAACAAUUGAUAAUAUUGUUAUGAAUAAGUAUCCAGAAUGUUUUGAAUGUAUUCCUUCGUACCUUGCAUACUAUAUCAUAUUAUUUUUACCUGAAGUUUUAAGAUAUGAAAAUUCCAUGUGACAUUCGAAGAGUUCUGCGUGAGACAGAAUACUGGAAUUAUGAAUCUAUUUACUACUCAAAUCACGAGUUGGAUUCAAAUUCGAAACUAAUAAGCCAAAAUGAUGUGUCAGUUACUCUUAGUAGUCAGGAAAAAAGAUUUACUAAUUUAUAAAUGUCGGAAUUAUUUGCGCGUAAUUCGUUCCAUACAUAAAAGGCUUAGUUAAAAUUGCUUUUGUAUUGUUGAAUGAUAUAAGAAAUAUUAUUUUGUAAAACUUAAAAUGUAUAUUGAGACUAUCGA
Manduca sexta (tobacco hornworm) is the source of this 1445-nucleotide messenger RNA. RefSeq names its product vesicle-trafficking protein SEC22b-B (gene Sec22). The record is from RefSeq and is a predicted model, not a curated record. Lineage: Eukaryota; Metazoa; Arthropoda; Insecta; Lepidoptera; Sphingidae. Gene Ontology annotation, biological process: vesicle fusion with Golgi apparatus; retrograde vesicle-mediated transport, Golgi to endoplasmic reticulum; endoplasmic reticulum to Golgi vesicle-mediated transport. Gene Ontology annotation, cellular component: SNARE complex; endoplasmic reticulum membrane; Golgi membrane. Gene Ontology annotation, molecular function: SNAP receptor activity. The transcript is spliced from 5 exons. The coding region runs from base 182 to 835 and encodes 217 amino acids.